AUGAUCGUUCGCAUCCGUUCCAAGGAUGGCAACUUCCGCUUCGACCUUCAGCCCAGCGAUGACGCCUCCACGCUCAUCCAAAAGGCGCUCGAGACCAUGCCAAAUGCGGAUCCAGAGUCGCUCACCUUUUCGAAUCAGCCAAGAGGCGGCGAAUUUGCAGCCAGCACGCUCAAAGGAAGCACGUUGGCAGAGCUAGGCAUCGCUCACGGCCAUCUUCUGUUUGCCGCCUACAAGGAGGCAGCUUCCAGCGCCACUGCUUCCGCCAGCAUCGAUGCCGCCACUUCCUCAACCACAGAAGCAGAGUCGUCAUUUGCAGCUGCUGCCGCCUCAUCGUCGCAAUCGCAGCCGGCCUCGUCAGCACCACGUCCAAAGAAGCCGUGGGAGACUGUAAAGGAACACAGUGUCGAUACCUACUGGGAGGCACAGGAGGGCAAGAUCACCCGCAAAAAGGACUCGACCUUCUGCCGCCAUGGUCCGAAGGGCAUGUGUGACUACUGCAUGCCGCUUGAGCCCUACGACUCCAAGUAUCAAGCCGAAAACAGCAUCAAGCAUCUCUCCUUCCACGCAUUCUUGCGCAAACAAGAUAUCGCCACCAACAAGCCAUCCCAGUCCUUCAUCCCACCACUCGAAGAGGUGAACUACACCGUCAAAAAGCCCUGUCCUUCCGGAACCCAUCCCAGCUGGCCUGCAGGAAUCUGCACCAAAUGUCAGCCUUCUGCCAUCACGCUCCAACGACAACCUUACCGCAUGGUCGACCACGUCGAGUUCGCACAUCCUGAUCUCAUCGAAAACAUCCUCACCUUUUGGAGGAGCACAGCAACCCAGCGAUUCGGCUUCCUCCUUGGACGCUACGAGGCAUAUCCGGAUGUGCCCAUGGGAAUCAAAGCCGUCGUCGAAGCCAUCCAUGAGCCCCCACAGGAAGGUGAGCUCGACGGCUUGACCCUCGGCGUGCCCUGGGAGGAACAGCCGCGUGUCGAGAAACUCGCCAAACUCUGUGGACUCGAGUUUGUCGGCAUGAUCUACUCGGAUCUGAGCCCCGCUGAUCCCACACACCAAGACCCCUCUCUCGCAGGCAAGGUCGUCUGCAAACGACACAAGGACAGCUUCUUCCUCUCUGGAAUCGAGACCAUCUUUGCUGCUCAGCUCCAGCUUGGCAACCCCAAUCCGUCUCGCUUCAGCUCUACAGGUCGCUUCAACUCCAAGUUUGUCACCUGCAUCCUCAGCGGUACCGAGGAAGGCGCCAUCGACGUGUCGGCGUAUCAGAUUAGCGAGCAGGGUAUGGGCAUGGUCCAGGCCGACAUGAUCGAGGCCAGCGUCAACCCCAACAUCAUCCGCGUCAAGCCCAGCGAAGGCGAACGAUACGUCCCCGAAGUCUUCUACCGCUACACCAACGAAUACAAGAUCGACGUCAAGGAGAGCGCCAAGCCCACCUUCCCCGUCGAGUAUCUUAUCGUCAAUGCUACUCAUGGUUUCCCAAACGCACCCAACCCGGCUUUCCUCAGUUCCAAGUUCCCCAUCGAGAACCGUCCCGGCCUCCACGAUCAGGAUCUUACCGUCGCAUUGACCAGUAUUGGCAGGAUCGUCGGCCACAAGGAGCUUUUCCCCAUUGGGGAUGGCGUCGAGAGCACCAAGGGCAAAUCACGAGCCGACGACGAUCAGGUCCGUCAAAAGCUCGUCGGGGCUCUGAGCGACUGGCACCUGCUCGCAUUCCUCGACACCAGCGGUUUCCUCGAUCAAGACGACAUGGCUGCGCUCUGCCGUCUGGCUACCACGCAUGACUCUGGUGCUGCUCUUGAUGCUCUUCUCCUCCGACCCGGCUGGCAGACGCUCAUGGCACUCGCUCGCGAGCACGUACCCAUGUCGACAAGCGAAGCAAAGGCACCCGAGCCGCCCAAAGACCAGUUCACCUACGACGGUGGCAUGGACUCGGACGAGGACGUAGGGUACGAUGAUGCCAACGAGGACUUUUAUGACGAUGGCGAGGGGGACAACGACGACGAUGAAGUGCACGUCUCGCACGUUCGUCGUGCGUCUGCCAGGAACGACACUAGCGAUGCUGAUGCUGCUACCGCUGCGGCGAUUGCAGCAGCAGCAGCUGACGACGGACCAGCAGGCGUCAAGGUGUGCUCCCACUGCACGUAUCACAAUGAGCCGAGUGCCUCAGACUGCGAGAUCUGCGGUCUUCCCCUGUGA
Molecule: messenger RNA, 2193 nt
Organism: Sporisorium graminicola
Lineage: Eukaryota; Fungi; Basidiomycota; Ustilaginomycetes; Ustilaginales; Ustilaginaceae
Exons: 1
Coding region: 1-2193 (730 amino acids)
Biological process (GO): ubiquitin-dependent protein catabolic process
Cellular component (GO): nucleus
Molecular function (GO): ubiquitin binding; ubiquitin protein ligase binding
Source: RefSeq, a predicted model, not a curated record